AUGAAGCUUCUCAGCCUUCUUGCCCUUGGAGCACUGGCGGCCUUCACCAACGCCGCGGCUAUCGAUGGCGGCUUAGUGGAGAAACGUUGUUUGGAGGCGGGCGCGGACUGUCAGGAUGAUCGAAACGGAUGCUGCGAGGGUUACUCAUGCCCGAGUGUAUUUGGCGAGCACUACAUCUGCCGUCCGAAUAAUUAG
Messenger RNA from Penicillium alfredii, 195 nucleotides. RefSeq lists its product as uncharacterized. Bases 1 to 195 code for a protein of 64 amino acids. Lineage: Eukaryota; Fungi; Ascomycota; Eurotiomycetes; Eurotiales; Aspergillaceae. The record is from RefSeq and is a predicted model, not a curated record. The transcript has 2 exons.